Messenger RNA from Nematostella vectensis (starlet sea anemone), 3408 nucleotides. RefSeq lists its product as uncharacterized. The transcript is spliced from 16 exons. The record is from RefSeq and is a predicted model, not a curated record. Gene Ontology annotation, molecular function: zinc ion binding; metalloendopeptidase activity. Gene Ontology annotation, biological process: proteolysis. Bases 186 to 2423 code for a protein of 745 amino acids. NCBI's taxonomy places the organism in Eukaryota, Metazoa, Cnidaria, Anthozoa, Actiniaria, Edwardsiidae.
CAAUAGAACUUGGCCUCUGAUCGCUAGAAACUCGUCAUUUGGGAGAGUGGUAACACUGGGAUUCUAACUAGAGAAAGGAACUCUACCCCUAAGAGUCCACUUUCUCCCUUCCCUCAGUCUUUGGCUCGAUCGUGAGUUUAUUUUCAAGGGAAUCUUAUUGAAAGGAAUUCCUCCGAGAGCCGACCAUGGCCUGUCCGAAUUCUGCCACCCUGGCGGUGAUAGCAGCAUUUCUAAUCUUCAACGCGCAUGCUCAGGAGCUAAACGCGGUAAUUGAGAUUCCCCAACAGACCCAUGAACCAGCGGCAAGCCAGACAACACACAAUCAUACAGAGGCCAUGACAAUACACAGUCAUGCAGAGGCCAUGAUGAAGUUAGACAUGAACGAUCCAGUGAUUCAGGGUGCUUUUGGUGAGAUGAAUAUAGGUCAAGACCUAUUUGAGGGCGACAUCAAGUUAACGCCCAGCCAGCGAGACUGGAUCACCAAAUCCCAGCGAGAUAGCCAGACAAGAGCAUUAGUCAAGUCCGAGCACAGGCUUUGGGAUAACAAAGUGGUGCCGUACGUCAUUUCAGAUGAUCUGAGGGAUGAAAGCAAGGACUUCGUUGAAUCAGCCAUAGAAGAGUGGAAAAAUCAUACCUGCAUCAAUUUGAGGGAGAAGGAGGAAGGAGAUUCCGACUACAUCGAGUUUGUGUACGAGGGAGGGUGUUCCUCGUACGUUGGUAAGAUCGGGGGGAAGCAGACCAUCUCCGUCGGUAGCGACUCAGGCACAACCUGUCGUCAUGGUAACAUUGUACACGAGAUAGCUCACUCUCUCGGGUACUUCCACGAACACAGCCGGCCUGAUAGAGAUGACUAUAUCCAGGUGAAAUGGAGUAACAUCAUGCCAGGGUAUCAAAAGAAUUUCGUUAAGGAGAAUCUACAAACUGUCGACUCCCGAGGUGUGGCAUAUGACUACGACUCCGUGAUGCAUUAUGGGGCUUACUUCUUCACUAACGGAGACGGGGACGAGCGUCCGAAGACGAUCGUUACACUGAACGGAGACCACUCUAUUGGACAAAGAGUUGGACUUAGUGAAAAGGACAUACAGCAAGCCAGACUACUUUACAGCUGUGACGAGGAGGAAUCCGAUGACCAGAUCAUGAACGCUAAAGCUACGCUCCGCAACAGAGUAAAGUCCAAGAAAACCCACGCGGCUUCCAAGAAGUCUAACAGCAAAUAUACGAACCCCCUGAUAAGGAAAGCGAAAAAACGUUUUGCUAAGAAAAGCACAAAAGCUGGACAUCAUCAACUAGCGAAGAAAGCUGCGAGAAAAAUGGUGAUUACAAAAGAAAAGACGGCGAAAUACCAGGGGAACUUUGGAUUCAAUGAAAAUUGGACCAAGGGGCCCAUCUCUGAUCCCGGGGAAAAAGCGGAAGGGAUCGGGAAUCAAGGCGAAGAGUUGGGAGAGGAGAAUUUUGGACACAACUAUUUCGAGGGCGACAUGAUCCUGAGUGAAGAGCAACAGAAAUACUUGGAAGGAUUGAAGGAAGGUGGAAAACCACAGAACACUCAAAUGGGCUCCAAGCGCGCCUUGAUCAAGGACGAGAAAUUCCUUUGGCCAAAGAGAACUGUGAACUACUACUUCGACGAUAGCGUUGACGAGAUCGGACGGAAAAACACCCGUGAGGCCAUUGAUCAUUGGCAGGACAAAACGUGUCUGAAGUUCCAAGAGACAAAAGACAAGGACCAUAUCAAAUUCGUAUUUGAAGGGGGGUGUGCAUCCCGAGUGGGUAGGGGUGGGGGUGAACAGAAGUUGACUAUCGGGGACCCCGCGCUGCGGUGUAAAACAGGGAACAUCAUCCACGAGCUUGGCCAUGCUGUCGGCUUUUUCCACGAGCACAGCAGGCCCGAUAGGGACGAGUUUGUGCACGUUGUACAAAAGAACAUUGUUCCAGGGUACGAGCGCAACUUCUACAAGUUCUCUACAAAAUUCAUCGACUCUCGUAACGUGCCUUACGACUACGGAUCCAUCAUGCAGUACGGGCGCGCGUUCUUCUCCAAGAUGUCACUCCUGCUUCCAACACUGGAGACAACCAAGCAGAACGAUGAAGGAGAAGCGCCUGAGAUCGGGCAGAGAGUGGGACUCAGCGAAUUAGACAUACUUCAAGCCAACCUUCUCUAUAACUGCGACGGGAAGAAGAGGUUGACGGAUGACGAGCGCGAGGAGAUACAAUCGGAUAUGGAAGACCAACUUGUUCCUAUGGAUACCAUUCCAUGCUCUGACUCUUAUGAUCAGAAAUCGUGCCUUAGCAUAAAGAACCUAGGAUACUGCACCAAGUACCCUCGUACCAUGAGGUCGGCAUGCGGCUACACUUGCAAUAUGUGCAGUAUUCAGGGGAAGAGUGCUAUCUCCAGGCUGAAGAAACAGCUCAAGACAAAACACUGAAAUCCCUUUCACGCACCUAUGGCUGCACGUAGCGCCAUUACUAUGUCAAAACCCUUUCAUUAAAGCCGCAUUGUCAUCAGUUUACUUCCGGUCGAUUACGUAACAAUCUCCGAUGAUUUUUAACGGAAAACGCGAAAAAUAUUUCAAAAUAUUGAAAGCAGUGUGUUUAUUGAAAGUUUCUUUGAGGAUGUGAUUGAUAAUUUAGAGCGGAUGGCCUGUUUAAUAUCUCGGAUUUUAAUAGAUUCUUUUGUCUUUUAACGGUUGAGGUUUCCGUCGGACCUCCGGAAGUAACCUGGUAACAAUGCGGCUUUAAGUACAAGAUCUCACUAUGAGGGGCUGCGCGUUCCUUCGGCGCUUGGUGCUCUUAUAUUAUCUUAAACCGAUCAAUAUAUAAUCCGUCUCGCUGCAGCAGACGCGGUUGUAUGCCUUGGUGCUACUUUUAUUUACGGCUGCUAUCAUGGAAAUGAAUUGUUGUGCAGGCACGACAAAAAUGUUCGUACGAAACAAUAAGUUAAAGAGCCCUUAACGGCCGUACCUUUGUUAUUGCUUUUAUUCAAAAUUGGAAUAGAAAUGUGAUGAAAAUUUUCAAAAUUACCUAUCCAGUAGAGCCAAAGUUUUAUCUAUUCUUUAUUUAUCAGAAAAUAUCGUAAUUAUAGAGUCCCCUAACCAUGGAUGGAAAUGUAUGCUUUCUCCAAACUUGGUGUUUUUCCAGGUUACCGAAAUGGCGGCCGAAAGAGACUCUGUAAACAACCACCUGUACUUCUUACUGUGACGUUGGUUUCAGUUAUUUUCUCCCCAGUAAACUAUUUCAGAUAAUAUAUAUAUAUAUAUAUAUAUAUGAAGCUUGCAAGCAAAUAAACUAUAAUGAUACUCUAAAGCCCAAGGGGGAGGGGGUGGGGGGCUUAAAUUAUUGGUUUUCCCCGAGGAAACCGUGAAAAUCAACUAUUAUUAAGUGUUACUCCGAAUAAAAAUCUCUAUAAUAAUA